UUUUCGCGAUAGUGGGCUAUAAAGGCACAAGAGCUCUCUUGAAAACAGCUCAACGCUAACAGCGGGACUUCAUCAGAUCUGACAGUAAUAUUGCUGGGCGCCCAACAACACUUCACUAUGUCCGAUACGCUGGGCGAAAGUCUCAUAAGGAAUCUGAUCAACUUGGGUUUAGAUGACUCGUUCACUCGCAUUUCCCGUCCAUUUCCACCGAAGAGCAUCAGCUCGGAGCGGCUCACCGACGAGCUCAUCGGCUGGUCUGGGGACAACUGGUGCGACAAGGCGCUGAGGAAACCCCAGUAUCCCUUCAAACCAGACCGAUCCAUGAGUCUGACUGACAGCUGUCUCAAGACGAAGCCCCACAACGUCCCUCCACCGCCCGGAUUUGAACCUCUGCCCUCAAACCGAUUCAAGACCGAACUGUGCCGAAGCUUUCAGGAGCACGGCAGCUGCAAAUACGGCAGCAAAUGUCAGUUUGCGCACGGCGAGAGUGAAUUGCGAGGUCUUUACCGCCACCCGAAAUACAAAACUCAGGAAUGUCGCACUUUUUACCAGUUUGGAUACUGUCCCUACGGACCCCGCUGUCACUUCAUUCACGAGGAGAGAAGCCCUCUGGCCGGGGUAACUGCUCCUGGCGACCAGCACCCGCGUCUCCUCCGUCAAUGUGUCAGCUUCGCCGGUUUCUCCGGACCUCGCAGUAGUUCUCCGCCGAGUUUAUACGAGCCCCUGAGCUUCAACCGCGCGCCCUCGGUCUCCCCGCCCCCGGCUGACAUCUUAUCCCCCGUCUUCACCGACUCUUCCCGUGAAAUGUUCGCCUUCGGUCGUUACUUAAGCGGAGAAAUCAACAGCAGCACGCCCUUCCCGACAGAGCCUCAGUCACGGUGUGUCUGUGGACACGGAAAUAACGUCCAGAUGAAGGAAGAACGGAACAAAAGCUUCGUGGCGGCCAACCUGCAGCGCUUUCCCUCAGAAGAUUCGCUGUCAGACCGCGAAAGUUACAGCAGCACCGGAAGCUCCAGCGGCUCCGAGUCUCCCACAUUCGACAGCUCGAGCGGGAAGCGGCUGUCUGUGUUCGCGCGGAUGUCUGUCUCCGACUAAAACUCAUCCGAAAGACUUUUCCAUGAUUCCUUUCCAAUCAAAAUCGUUCACAAUUACGUGCUACGAGUCUUAAUUCUGUUAAGUUAUUAUGUACUUGCUAAAGGAGAUUAUUUUGAUACCAAGCUGCCCUCCAAAGCUAAGUAGGCCAAUUUUUAUAACGGUGUAUUAUUGUGUGUAUUUUCUGUGAUUGUCUUCCAUUUGCUUUUGCUUUGUUUGGCAGGAAGCAUUAACAGACAAGUGCCUUAAAAAUAUCAUUGUGGCAUAAGCAGAGCUUGUGUCCACACAACUAUUUUAUAUCUUGAUUGUAUAAAUGGAAACAAUUAUAUAUAGCGAGUAUAUAUCAACCAGCAAUGUGAUAAACUUGAGAAAAUGACCAUACAUUUACUCACAAAGAAAUGCACUUUACAAAUCUAUACUGGGAGAAUGUUUCCAUGUAACAUUUUAACCAAAGCAUUAUGAUGCUAGGUACCUGUUUUGUACAAGAAACCUAAGAAACAAACCUAAAACUAUAUAUUUAUAUUGGACAAGACCUGUCAAGUUGUGUAAUGUUUUGACAACCCUGCUUGGGUCUUUACUCAAGGAAACUUGUCUUUCAUCAGGGACUGUAACAGUACAGUAUUUCUGUAGAGUAGAUCGCUUCAUUUGCAAUGGUUUUUUUUUCUUUUUUUUUUUUUUUAAUUGUAUAGAC
Messenger RNA from Myxocyprinus asiaticus (Chinese sucker), 1783 nucleotides. Its product is annotated as mRNA decay activator protein ZFP36L2-like. Lineage: Eukaryota; Metazoa; Chordata; Actinopteri; Cypriniformes; Catostomidae. The transcript is spliced from 2 exons. Gene Ontology annotation, molecular function: metal ion binding; mRNA binding. Bases 118 to 1095 code for a protein of 325 amino acids. The record is from RefSeq and is a predicted model, not a curated record.